Pelodiscus sinensis (Chinese soft-shelled turtle) is the source of this 7507-nucleotide messenger RNA. The record is from RefSeq and is a predicted model, not a curated record. NCBI's taxonomy places the organism in Eukaryota, Metazoa, Chordata, Testudines, Trionychidae.
GAGAAUUCACAGAGGAGCCCUCCAUCGCCGCAGCGCCUGCGCAGUCAUUCUCGGAACUCGGCUCCGUUCAUUCUCUUUUUCCCCACCCCCUCGCGCAUUGUGUGUGUCUGUGUAUAUAGAUGUGUGUGUUAGGGCGGCGCUUGCGCAGUGCCCGCGCCCCGCUCUGUGCCGUUAGCCGCGAUGUGCCGGGAAUAACGUUAGAGCGGUUGCUAGCUUAAGAGCCGCAGGGACAAACGGACCCGCUGCGCUUCGCCCCCUGGCGACGAGGAGAUGGCGGGUCAGUGAACAGCGGUGCUAGGGACACCCCUGCCCAGAGAGUCUCCUUCGGGGGGGAUGACGUAGCUUUGCCAAGGACCUAGCAGCUAAGCAGAAAAUGAGCUUAACAUCCUGGUUUUUGGUGAGCAGUGGAGGCACCCGCCAUAGGCUGCCACGAGAGAUGAUUUUUGUUGGAAGAGAUGACUGUGAGCUGAUGUUGCAGUCACGUAGUGUGGACAAGCAGCAUGCUGUAGUUAACUAUGAUGCCUCUACAGAUGAACACUUGGUGAAGGAUUUGGGCAGCCUAAAUGGGACAUUUGUGAAUGAAGUGAGGAUUCCUGAACAAACAUACAUUACUCUGAAGCUUGAAGAUAAAUUGAGAUUUGGCUAUGAUACUAAUCUUUUUACUGUAGUCAGAGGUGAAAUGAGAGUCCCUGAAGAAGCUCUUAAGCAUGAAAAAUUUACAAGUCAACUCCAGUUAUCCCAAAAAUCCUCAGAGGCUGAAGGAUCAAAACCAGCCAGUUCCACAGGUGCAGAUCCAAAGGUACCAGAUGCCAUAAGUGAAGUGCAUCACAAAGCUAUAGAAGCACUGAAGUCUGAAGAAAAAUCUAUGGAUCUUUCUGCCAUGCCUCGUGGUACACCUUUGUAUGGCCAGCCAUCCUGGUGGGGUGAGGAUGAGGCUGAUGACGAAAAUGGUUGCAAACAAGAUGGCAAACAUGAAGAAAAAAUACAUGAAACGGGAGCUUCAGGAUGCAGCACAGAUGCCAAGCAUGUUGAUGAGAAAUCUUCAGCUGCAAAUGAAGAAGAACUUUAUCCUUUCUGUAGGGAGCCAAGUUACUUUGAAAUUCCUACCAAAGAAUUCCAACAACCUUCACAAAUAGCGGAGAGCACUAUUCAUGAGAUUCCAACAAAAGACACCCAAAUCUCCCAUGCAGCAGGUGCAGGGCAUGCUUCAUUUACUAUUGAAUUUGAUGACACCACUCCAGGAAAAGUAACUAUCAAAGAUCAUGUGACAAAAUUCACUUCUGAUCAACGCCACAAGACAAAGAAGUCUUCUCCUGGUGGUCAGGACCUUCCUGGGCUUCAAACUGUGAUGAUGGCUGCUGAAAGCAAAGUAGCUGACUGGCUAGCACAAAACAAUCCCCCUAGAAUGAUAUGGGAAGCAACAGAGGAGGAUUCGAAAAGUAUUAAAAGUGAUGUUCCAGUUUACUUGAAGAGGCUGAAAGGGAAUAAACAUGAUGAUGGGACGCAAAGUGAUUCAGAAAAUGCUGGUGCACGCAGACAUUACAAUAAGCGAGCAACACUUGAUGAGCAUUUAAGGCAUCAACAUACAGAACAGAAAAAGUCAUACCAAAAAGCCUAUACUACAGAAAAGCACGAAGAGCAGGCUGCUAUAAGUCAGACUGCCUUUAUGAUUGAGUUUUUUGAUGAAGACCAUCCUCGAAAGAGACGAUCUUAUUCUUUUUCUCAGAAUGUGGGAACUCUUUGCUCAGAAACUUCUUCAGCACCUAAUGUGAGAGCUGAGAAAGUGAAAGGUACAUCUGGAGACAUCAAAGGGGUUUCUUUGCCUUUGCAGACUAGCAAGGUAGUACAUGGUAUUCAAGCAAAACUAUUAAAACAAAAAUCAGAAGACCCCUCUGUUGCAUUACCUUUCUUACAAACUGCAUUGUUAAGAAGUUCAGGAAGCCUUGGACAUAGACCAAGCCAGACCCAGGAGAUGGACAAAAAGAUAAAAUGCCAGAUUGUUUCUGCUGCUACUGAAAAGGACAAUGAUGAUGACCAAAGUGACAAAGGUACUUACACUAUUGAGUUGGAAAAUCCCAAUUCUGAGGAAAUGGAAGCACGUAAAAUGAUUGACAAGGUGUUUGGAGUGGAUGACAGCCAGGAUUAUAAUAGGCCUGUUAUCAACGAGAACCAGAAAGAUUUAGUAAAAGAUUGGGCUAUUAAUUCUGCUACAGUAGUGCUGGAAGAAAAAAGACCACUGAGUACAACUGGAUUUCUUGACACAGAGGAAGGCUCUGCUGCAUCUGGAAACAAACGUUGGGUGUCACAGUGGGCUAGUUUGGCUGCUAACCAUACACGACAUGACCAAGAUGACAUGAGGUUGGAGUCAUCAGCACCUGUUCCUCUAGAAAAUGAUACUGACAUCAGUGAAUCUGGUAUUUCAGUUAGAAGUGCUGGCUCGGCCACUUCUGUGACAAGUCAAGGGGAGCGAAAGAGGAGAACACUUCCACAGCUUCCAAAAGAGGAAAAAGUCAUUGAAAGUUCAAGAGCAAAGGUUAUACCUCAUCAGAGAUCAGAGAUAGGUGAAAAGCAAGACACAGAACUUCAAGAGAAAGAAACUCCAACUCAUGCUUCCCAGAAAGAAAUGCCACAAGAUGCAGGUAAUAGAAGCAUGACUAAGAUGAAAAGAACAAUGAAUGGCCUUGCUCCUAAAGCUGGUGGAGACAACCAAGUGUCUUCUCACCCCAACAGCUGCCCUUCUUCCAGUAAAGGGAAAAAUGAAAUUAUCAGGGAAACUUCAGUUGUAAAGCAAGCUUUAGCUAAAAUUCAACAGCAAGAGCAAAAGGAGCAGACACAUAGGACUUCAGCUAAAAUAUCUUCAGCUAAACUUACUGCCAGUCAAGUUGAGAGAGGUAGAGAGGAGACUCCUACUUCACAUAAAAUGUUGGAUAAUCAUCAAGAAAAGGCUCCAGGACAUCCUACAAAUAAAGCAGAAAUGAAGAUGGUACAAAGUGAAGGGAAAAGAAAAAAACCUGAGGAAAUUAUAAAAGGCCAAAUUCCAAAAGGAUUAGGUGGAGAGAAGAAAGAAUCUUCAAAACCAUUAGUGAGACAAGGCAGCUUUACUAUAGAUAAACCUAGCACAAAUAUACCUAUAGAACUUAUUCCUCAUAUUAAUAAGCAAACUGGAUCUACUCCCCCUUCAUUUGCUUUAACCUCUACAAGUAGAAUACGUGAGAGAAGUGACUCUGUGGACACUGAUUCUAGUCUGGAUACAACACUUAUCUUAAAAGACACAGAAGCAGUAAUGGCUUUCCUUGAAGCUAAAUUACGUGAAGAAAAUAAAACAGAUGAAGGACCCGAAACUCCUAGCUAUAACAGAGAUAAUUCCAUAUCACCAGAAUCUGAUGUGGACACAGCUAGCACAAUUAGUCUGGUUACUGGUGACACUGAAAGAAAAUCCACUCAAAAGCGUAAGAGUUUUACUACUCUCUAUAAAGAUAGAUGUUCCACUAGUUCUCCUUCCAAGGAUGUUUUAAAAUCAUCUUCUGCAAUAAAUGCUAGAGAAAAGAUAGAAAAGAAAACUAAAAGCCGAUCUUCAGAUGCUGGUUCACGAUCAGAUGGUCGUAAACUUGUGCAACCCAGUGGAAGAAUAAGGCAACCUUCUGUAGAUUUAACAGAUGAUGACCAAACAUCUAGUGUGCCUCAUUCUGCCAUUUCUGACAUCUUGUCAUCUGACCAAGAAACUUACUCUGGCAAAUCACAUGGAAGGGGUCAUUUUACCUCUGCAGAUGAACUCUUACAUUCCAAAAUGGAAGGCAGUAAGUCAGCUAAAUCAAAGACCUCUCCAGUUACAACUGGGCAAUCAAGUAAGUCAAUCACUCUUCCAAGGCCUCGCCCCACAAGGACUUCUCUCUUGCGUAGAGCACGACUUGGUGAAGCCUCAGAUAGUGAACUUGCUGAUGCAGAUAAAGCUUCAGUGGCUUCUGAAGUGUCCACUACAAGUUCUACAUCAAAGCCUCCAUCAGGAAGGAGAACUAUUUCCAGGAUUGACUUACUUGCUCAACCACGCAGAACUAGGCUCGGUUCUUUAUCAGCACGUAGUGACUCUGAAGCCACAAUAUCUAGAAGCACUGCCUCAUCUCGUACAGCAGAAGCCAUCAUUAGAAGUGGUGUAAGAUUAACACCAUCAGCAGAUAGUAGUAAAAUUUCUGCUAGAACUAGAGCCAAUAGCAUUUCUCGACUUUCCGAUUCUAAAUCCAAAUCAUUGACUUCUGCCCAUAAUUCUCCAUCAGAAAAUUCCCAGCUUCUCCCAGACCCAGAUCCUGCUGUUGAAACUUACAGUGUAAAUUCAAGAUGGAGGCGCUUUCCUACAGAUUAUGCUUCCACCUCAGAAGAUGAAUUUGGAUCAAACCGUAAUUCCCCUAAACAUACCCGUCUACGUACUUCUCCAGCCCUGAAAACCCCUCGAUUGCAGAGCUCUGGGACAGCAAUGCAAACUAGCAGUACGUUCAAGCACAGGAUCAAGGAACAGGAGGACUACAUUCGUGACUGGACUGCUCAUCGAGAAGAAAUAGCAAGGAUCAGUCAAGACCUGGCUCUCAUCGCACGGGAAAUCAAUGAUGUAGCAGGAGAGAUAGAUUCAGUGACUUCAUCAGGCACUGCUCCGAGUACCACAGUAAGCACUGCUGCCACCACCCCUGGCUCUGCCAUAGACACUAGAGAAGAGGUAGGAGAUCUUCAUGGAGAAAUGCAUAAGCUGGUUGACCGUGUAUUUGAUGAAAGUCUGAACUUUAGAAAGAUUCCUCCAUUAGUGCAUGCUAAACCACCUGAGGGAAACAGUCGGUCUAAUGAUUCUAGGCCUCAGUUGACAGACACUGUUGAUCCCCCAACAAUUACACGGAGGAGAACCUGGAGCAGAGACGAAGUCAUGGGAGAUAACUUGCUAUUGUCCUCAGUCUUCCAGUUUUCUCGGAAAAUAAGGCAAUCAAUAGACAAGACAGCUGGCAAAAUCAGAAUAUUGUUUAAGGACAAAGAUCGGAAUUGGGAAGAAAUUGAGAACAAAUUACGAACUGAAAGUGAAGUUCCUAUUGUAAAAACUUCAAGCAUGGACCAGAGGGUGGCCUGUCUUGAGCACCAGUGCAAGGGAGUGCGGCAUGAGAUUUCAUCAAUCUUGCAGGAGCUGAAAAGAGUUGAAAAACAAUUGCAAGUGAUUAAUGCUAUGAUUGACCCUGAUGGUACUUUGGAUGCUCUGAGCAACUUGGGAUUCACAAGCCCUGUUUUACCAGCUCAACCUAAACAGAAGUCCAGUCCUGUUUCUCACAGUACCCACACUCAGAUACAACCAAACUGUCAACCAGAAGCUCGGGCCCUUCGGCCUGCUGUCAUCUCUGUUUCAACUGCAUUUGACAAUGUUGAAUCCAAGCCUGAUUUCAGCAUACAUUUCAACAGGUUCAAUCCAGAUGGAGAGGAGGAAGAUCCAAGUGUGCGUGAAUGACAUUAUUAAUUGUCAUAAUUAUCUUCAAUAUAGAAUGUCUAGAUAGAAAUGAAGAAUCAUAAUGUUGGUUUUAUACAAAAAAAAAAGUCAAACUGCAAUUGGUUUGUUAAACCAGGUUUUUUUUAACUGUGAUGCUUUGAUUGUAAUGCACAUCCUCUUCAAACCAUACAGAUGAGCAUUGAUACCAAUGUAGAAAAGCAGGUUGUAGCAGGUUUGCCUUUUGUGCUUGUGUGCUUUGCAAACAGUUAUAUCAGCAAUCUUUCCAUUCAUAAAUGUUUAUUUCUAAGAGCCAUGCUAUUAAAGUGACCUGCAAGCAGAAGCAGACUAACAUCCAGUCUUACUGAAACCCAAAGUCUCCUGUGCCAAGCUAGUCUAUAAAUGGACCUCUUCAAUUAAAGUUUGUAUAGAAUUAUUGAACAAUUUAAUUCUGAGUAAGAUGAUUUAUAUGAUACAUUACCUUUGAGUACAAUAACACAUAAUUAUAUAAGAUAAGACAGACUUUGCAAAACAUUAAUUCCUGCGUGCUGAAAUUUUCAAGCAGUUCUGUGAUUUGUAUAACCUCGUUCCUGCAUAAAUUGUCUUGGGGUUUACGAAGUUCAACUAUUAUGUUUGCACUAAGAAUUUGCCGGGAGUGAUAGGUGAACAUAUCAAUAUCGAUAGGAGUCAGUCUUUUGAUGUACAUAGAAAAUUGAUUAUACUGUACUUGUUUCAACACAGCAGUAUUUUAAUCCAUUUUCUGAAAGGACAGUUUGGCACUUUUUGAUCUUGUUCAAAAUGUCUUUUUGAUGUGAAUGGAAGCAGAAGGAUUUCAUAACUCAUUUCUGUCCAAAAGUUUGUUGAAACUAUAAAACUAGUUUUCUCGUACAACUGUGGGACAUUUAAAAGCAUGUUGAAGCAAAUGGGUUCUCAUACUAAGUCACCAGUUCAUAUGCAACAUAAGUUUACAAAAGCGAUGUGGGUUCCUUGGAAUGAUCAUGAGGUGUAAAAUUUUCUUCCUAAGACUUGGAGAUAGUAGUCAUAAUUUGGUUGAUCAAUAGUCUCACUCCCAAGCAACUGAAUUGCUUCUGUAUAUUUUCCUGUAGAAUCCUCGUAAGUCAGUUUCUCUGUCUUAUACAUUUAAAACGAUGCUGAAAGAAGACUGCUAAUGUAGAUUUCUUGCUUAUGCCACUGAAAAGCAAGUCUAUUUAAAAUAUCCUACAUAAACCUAUUUUCUAUAUAAGUUUGUCCCAGUAGCGUAACAUUUGGAAAUAAUAAAAAGAAAAGUGAAUGACCAUGUAUUUCCAGAACACUAAUUUGGAGGAAUCUUAUUUCUUCUGUUUAAUGUAACUAAUAGACUGGAAUUUUCCUGUGUUUGCAUCGGUCUCUGUAUAUUAAUGUUGCACAUACAGUUUUGCAGCUUUUAUGAAAUGGUCUUUAGUAGUUCAGCAAUAAUCCUAUAUGACAUAUGUUUAAAAUACUUUCUGUACAUUUUUAAAUUGUACAGGAUUUCAGAAGUUACUAAAUAGUUGGACCAGUUAAUAAAAAUGCAAAAACUUUUUUGUAGUGAUGUAAAAAAAACCCAAUAAUUUGUGGUACAAUGGAUUUCAUAUAUGUUUAAAGUUUAAAAACAUACAAUAUCCUUCUUGUACAACUCAAUAUUCUACUCCAUUGGUUUACAGAGGCUAUAGGAAAUGUUUGAAAUGGUGCAGAAGGGCAAAAAUAAAUUUAAAAUAGUCAGGUGUUGAAAACUUAAUGCACCAUAACCACUAUCACAAUUCUGACUUUUGUUUAAUCUUUGAGAACCGAUUUUUUUUCCCCCCAGACACAUGAAAAAUAGGAAAUGACUUAGGAAAGAUUAAAAAUUUAGGCUCUCCGCACAAGAUUUUGUUUGUGUUCAUUCAGGCGUUUACACUCUUUUGUUCUGUAAUAAGUGUUUUGCAUCUACUAUGUUAUUUUGUAUGGACACAUUCGCCUUAUUUAUUUUUGUUACAUUUAUUAUGUAUGUUAUUUUGUUAUAUGCAUUUACAGCUCCAUUUUUAAAUAAAGUGUUUCUGG